Molecule: messenger RNA, 1827 nt
Organism: Exaiptasia diaphana
Lineage: Eukaryota; Metazoa; Cnidaria; Anthozoa; Actiniaria; Aiptasiidae
Product: casein kinase I
Exons: 8
Coding region: 270-1583 (437 amino acids)
Biological process (GO): signal transduction; peptidyl-serine phosphorylation; endocytosis
Cellular component (GO): cytoplasm; nucleus
Molecular function (GO): protein serine/threonine kinase activity; ATP binding
Source: RefSeq, a predicted model, not a curated record
CAAAAUAAAACAAAACAAAAUGGUGAAGUGUUGAGCAAGAAUCCUUUCCAAUCUUCUCCAUCUCUUCGUUGAGAAAUAUUACUAUUUACCAUGACUAUUCCUGUUUAAUUCAUGUAAAUAUUAAGGCCAGUCUGACCGAUGAUUUAGUGUAAAUUCUGGAGGAAAUCAAAUCGUAAACGAAGCUUCAUGAAACACACUGGCCACAGUUGGGUCGCCAUCAAGCAAAGCACUCUUAUAAUUUAAUUGAAGGUUAAUAUUCUUAAAGGAAAAUGGAACUUCGAGUUGGCAAUAAGUACCGCCUUGGCAGGAAAAUUGGUAGUGGAUCAUUUGGAGAUAUCUAUCUAGGAACUAAUAUAUCUACGGGGGAGGAGGUUGCCAUUAAACUAGAAUGUGUAAAAUCCAAGCACCCACAGCUUCACAUCGAAGCCAAGUUUUACAAGAUGAUGCAAGGAGGAGUUGGUAUUCCUACCAUAAAAUGGUGUGGUACUGAAGGAGAUUACAAUGUGUUAGUUAUGGAUUUACUGGGACCUAGUUUAGAAGAUCUUUUCAAUUUCUGUAAUCGGAAGUUCAGUAUAAAAACUGUCUUAUUGUUAGCUGACCAAACAAUAAGCCGCAUUGAGUACGUCCACAGCAAAAACUUCAUCCAUAGAGACAUUAAACCAGAUAAUUUUCUAAUGGGUCUUGCUAAGAAAGGCAACUUGGUGUACAUCAUUGACUUUGGGCUUGCUAAGAAGUACAGGGAUCCCAAGACCCACCAGCACAUUCCAUAUAGAGAAAAUAAGAAUCUAACAGGAACUGCAAGAUAUGCCAGUAUAAACACCCAUCUAGGAAUAGAGCAAAGCAGAAGAGAUGACCUGGAGUCCCUGGGRUAUGUUCUGAUGUACUUCAACCUUGGUAGUUUACCUUGGCAAGGCCUUAAAGCUGCAACAAAACGACAGAAAUAUGAACGAAUUAGUGAAAAGAAAAUGUCAACACCCAUUGAAGUACUAUGCAAAGGAUUUCCCACUGAGUUUGCAACAUACUUGAAUACAUGCCGCUCACUUCGAUUUGACGACAAACCUGAUUAUUCACACCUGCGUCAGUUAUUCCGUAAUCUCUUCCAUCGGCAGGGCUAUACCUAUGAUUAUGUAUUUGACUGGAAUCUACUGAAAUUUGGAAGUGGUAAACCAGAGGAUCAAGGUCCUGAUAAAACCAGAGAACGUGUUUUAGAUAGAGAACGCGAACAAGAAAGAAAUCAUCAUGUUAGAAGUUCUACAACCCAUGCAUUGGCUGGAACAUCAUCAGGACGACUUAGAGAACCCAUUGGUGCAGCCGCUCCUUCUCCUAUUGGACCACAAGGACGACCCAUGUCCAGGGCAGAGCGUGAACGCAAGGUUAGCAUGAGGCUUCAUCGUGGAGCUCCUGCUGACAUCAACCCUGGUGACCUGCCUCAUCGUGAUAUGUCUAGGAUGUCUGGUGCUCAUGUACGAUCAACGCCCGUCAUGGCUGCUCCCCAGUCGGGAAUGAGACGUACUGGUACUGGUCGAGAUAGGGAGGGUAGUAUUGACCGUCAACCCACUAGACAUGGCUUUAGAACUAAAUAACUCAAUUCACUUUGUAAAUAAACUACAAUCAACUAGUGUUGACUUUAUCUCGAUUCUUUCCAGCUACGUGUAGAUUUUUCUAGUAGAUUGUAUCGGGAUGACAUCGCUGAUUUGUAUACAUUUCUUUUCAUUAAAGUUAUUUUCUAUGCCGUAGUUUGGAAGCGACUUUGUGUACAGGGGGAUAUUUCCUAUUCUAGGAAGAUCUAUUACAAUCUUUUAAUAAAUGAAUAUUUUAAAAAGAUAA